This is a messenger RNA of Erythranthe guttata (spotted monkey flower), 2504 nucleotides long. RefSeq names its product nucleolar GTP-binding protein 1. NCBI's taxonomy places the organism in Eukaryota, Viridiplantae, Streptophyta, Magnoliopsida, Lamiales, Phrymaceae. The record is from RefSeq and is a predicted model, not a curated record. Gene Ontology annotation, molecular function: GTP binding.
GUCUCUCUCUCUCUCUCAUUCCGCCUCCACCGUUUUAGCGGAAGGCAUUGAGCUUCGUCUUUCGUUCCGCCGUCGCCGUCUGAUUACCGGUCGAAGUUCUUCAGCUAAUUCGUUGUUGAAGAAAAAGUAUUAAGACAUGGUGCAGUACAAUUUCAAGAAGAUUACCGUUGUUCCAACGGGAAAGGAUUUUAUAGACAUAAUUCUGUCUCGUACGCAAAGGCGUACGCCCACCCAAGUCCACAAGGGAUAUGCCAUUUCACGUCUUCGCCAGUUCUACAUGCGUAAAGUGAAAUUCACGCAGACGAAUUUUCACGAAAAGCUUUCCACCAUAAUCGAAGAGUUCCCCAGGCUUGGUGACAUCCAUCCUUUCUACGGCGAUCUUCUCCAUGUGCUCUACAACAAAGACCAUUACAAACUCGCCCUCGGCCAAAUCAACACCGCAAGAAACCUGAUUGGCAAGAUUGCAAAAGACUACGUCAAAUUGUUGAAGUAUGGAGAUUCUCUUUACCGAUGCAAGUCGCUGAAGGUUGCUGCUCUCGGUCGUAUGUGUACUGUGAUAAAAAGAGUCAGCCCUAGUUUGGCUUAUCUUGAACAGAUCCGACAGCAUAUGGCAAGGCUACCUUCGAUCGAUCCGAACACUCGGACUAUCUUGAUCUGUGGGUACCCGAAUGUUGGCAAGAGCUCAUUCAUCAACAAAAUUACGAGGGCUGAUGUCGAUGUGCAACCGUAUGCUUUCACCACAAAAUCUUUGUUUGUCGGUCAUACCGAUUACAAGUAUCUGAGGUAUCAAGUGAUUGAUACUCCUGGGAUUUUGGAUAGGCCGUUUGAGGAUCGUAAUAUUAUUGAGAUGUGCAGUAUUACAGCUUUAGCCCAUUUGAGAGCUGCUGUACUGUUUUUCCUUGAUAUUUCCGGUUCUUGCGGAUAUACGAUUGCACAGCAGGCGGCUCUAUUCCAUAGCAUCAAGUCGCUGUUUAUGAAUAAACCCCUUACCAUUGUUUGCAACAAGACUGACUUGCAGCCGUUGGAUGGGAUAUCUGAAGAGGACAAGAAACUAGUCAUGGAGAUGAAAUCCGAAGCAAUGAAAACGGUGAUAGGUCAGGGUGGUGAACCGACUGACGAUAACGGCGUACUCUUGACAAUGAGCACUUUGACAGAGGAUGGUGUAAUUGCUGUAAAAAACGCAGCUUGCGAGCGAUUAUUGGACCAGAGGGUGGAACUGAAAAUGAAGUCCAAGAAGUUGAACGACUGCCUGAACCGCUUCCAUGUUGCCAUGCCGAAGCCACGCGAUCACAAGGAAAGGCCACCGUGUAUACCUCAGGCCGUCUUGGAAGCCAAAGCCAAGAAAGCAGAGGAAACUGCAGAGAAGGAGAAGAAGAAACUGGAGAGAGAUAUCGAAAACGAGAAUGGUGGUGCUGGUGUGUAUUCCGCAAGCUUGAAGAAGCACUACAUGCUAGCAAACGACGAAUGGAAAGAGGAUAACAUGCCCGAGAUUCUUGAUGGGCAUAAUGUGUACGACUUCAUCGACCCCGAUAUUUUGAUGAGGCUCGAGGAGUUGGAGAGAGAAGAAGGCACUCUCCAAGGUCUUGAGGAAGACGAUGAUUUCGAAAUGGAUGGAGCUGAGUUAACACCCGACGAACAAGCUGCACUUGCAGAGAUUAGGAAGAAGAAGAGUCUACUUAUCCAGCAGCAUCGGAUUAAAAAGAGCACAGCUGAGAGCAGGCCGAUUGUGCCUAGGAAAUUCGAUAAAGAUGGGAAAUUUACGUCGGAGAGAAUGGGGAGACAGCUGUCAUCUCUUGGACUUGAUCCGUCAAAGGCUAUUGACCGUGCUAGAAGUAAAUCCAGGGGUCGUAAGAGGGAGAGAUCUGUUAGUCAAGUUGACUCGAUGGAUGUUGAUGGUGAUAAUUCGAAUAAGAAGAUGAGGCUGAGGUCCAGAUCGGCGUCUAGGUCUUCAAGGCCACCUGGCGAACUUGUUCCUGGUGAAGGGUUAAGAGACACUGCGCAGAAGAAGAAGGCUAUUAAAUUGGCGCAGGGCUCUAGCAAGAACAGGAAUAAGGAUGCUCGUAAAGGAGAGGCCGAUAGAGUUAUUCCUACUCUCAGACCUAAGCAUUUGUUCUCUGGCAAGCGCUCUAAAGGAAAGACUGACAGGCGUUAGUGGAAUUCUCGAGAGGAAAUCGAUAUUUUACAAUAUACAACAGCCUAUGGAGGGUCGUAUACUGGAAGCUGUAACGGAUGGGUUGUGGAACUUUUGUGUUUUAUUUGAUAAUUUAUUGGUUAGAUCGUUUUAUUUUUUUACGUUAAAUAGAAUUUUGCCCCUUGAGACGGUUUAUUGUUUUUAUUGUACUGAAAUUUUGAGACUUUGUUUUGUCGGAAUCGUGAUGAUUAGGACGUUUGUUAUAAUGAAGCUGUUGCAGAAGCAAAAUGUGUGAGCUCAGUGAGCUUGUCUGGAUGUUUGUUAUGUGUUGCGUUGUUUUCUUGCUAAUUUAUGAAUGUUGUGUGUGUUCGAU